AUGGGGUUAGGAGAUAUUUUAAACGGUAUACCUGUAAUAGGCCAUGCCAAAGCUGGUCUCCAUGCUCUUUCCGGAGAUAGGUAUGAAGCUGCUGAGGCCUUUAAGGCAGCAAAUAGAACUACGGUGGUUAUGGCGGGAGGUGCUGCCGGUGCUAUGGUUGGUGGACCAGCAGGAAUGAUUGGUGGUGCCAUCGCUGCAGGCUCAGCUGUUGAUGGUAUUUCGUCUGUGGCCAAUCAUCGUGCAGAAGGCGUUUUCGAUGGAAUUAAAGAUGUAGCACAUGACAUCACAAAGGGAAAACUACCUAUAAAGUCGGUGAUAAAAACUGGGUUAUAUGUUGGCUCAGAUGCCCUCAGUGGUGCUACAGGAGGAAGUAUCGCUGCUAACAUACCUAAAGAGAUAGGCAAGUCACUCGUUAAAGAUGCAGUUACGGUUGUCGCAAAAAGUACAACAAAAGCAAUGGUUGCGACCGCUGCAGCAGGAAGGACAACGCGCGAAGUAGCCAAAGCGAUAGAACAUAACGAAUGCUCGGGUGGAUCGUCCUCUAGUGGAUCAUCUUCUAGAAACUCUGGCAACAGUAAUAAAAAUACGUCAAGUACUGGAUCAAAAUCUUCGAAAUCCAAUUCCAAUUCUGGUACCAAUACCAACAAGUCAACUAACACAUCGACUAACAGUGGCAGCGGUGGACAACCACCUCAAAAUAACAAAAAUAACCCUAACUCUGGCCACCAAACUAAUCAAACGAAUACCGAGUCUCAUUUUGAUGUAUUUUUUAGAUUAUUUGGUAAGAUGAUAACGAGUUUGAAUGAUAUACAAAUCGCUGGGGUACAUCUGUUCAGGGAGAUCACUAGUGGACAACCCACAGACAGAGCUAGAAAAAACAGUUUAAAGAAACUCAUUCAAGCAUUGAGGAAUGAUGGUAUUAUCGAAAGAGUUAUUGAAACUGUUGAAAAUAUAUUUAAGCAGUUGGAUCGGUCGGAGGUGACUUUCGCUAAUUUUAUGUAUUUGACCGAAAUGGUGGCUUCAUAUGUUACAGACCGCUUAGCUCGGCGUCAUGAAAUGCAGAGCAGCCGUAACCCUCAAACACCAUUUCACCAGCGACGUGCAGAGAAUUUAAAAAUCGUAUUGAAAGAAAUCUUAGAACCGGGCAGUGCUAACAACAUACUUAACAUUUUUAGGAGUCUUCGAACUCACAUUUUAGAGGCUUGGACAAACUUGCAACCUACUUUUGCGAGCAUUAUCACAGCUGUCACUCAUUACUUCAAGCACAAGUUCGUACCGGCCAGUAGUCGGGUUCUGAGCAUCCACGAAUACUUCCAACUUAUUAGAAGCAUAAUGCCCAGAGUGUUAAAUUCUCCUCAAUACGGAGAGUUACAAGCUGGGAUCAGAAGUCGACUUGUUUACGACGUGUACCGUUCAGAAUUCGGUAGAAGAGUCAGGAUAGUACUUCAAGUUCAGAAUAAUACAAUUAUUUUAUCAUCAUGUCAUAUUUUAGACGUGAUUGUCUGUUUUGAUGAUAAAGAUGGAAAUGAAGAAUUUGAUCCUACUUACUAA
Molecule: messenger RNA, 1551 nt
Organism: Diatraea saccharalis (sugarcane borer)
Lineage: Eukaryota; Metazoa; Arthropoda; Insecta; Lepidoptera; Crambidae
Source: the annotation of a GenBank genome assembly